This is a messenger RNA of Prunus mume (Japanese apricot), 1377 nucleotides long. The record is from RefSeq and is a predicted model, not a curated record. Lineage: Eukaryota; Viridiplantae; Streptophyta; Magnoliopsida; Rosales; Rosaceae.
UAUCCCACAUUUCCCAUCUAAAUAGAAGUAUAAAGCAACCUUCUUGGUGUUUAAGCGAUAAACCCAGAUUGAAACCCAUCAAUGGCAACCUCUGAACAAUCUAAAUAUCAUCAAUAUGAAGAAAAAGAUAGCGAUUUCUUGGAAAACGGAGAGUCCGACCCGGAAUAUGAUUCGGAUGAUUCGACGAAGGACCCGAGUUAUAGCAGUACUCUUGAAGAAACCCAUGCCAACUUCUCAAAGCUCUCAAUCAAGCGUAAUUCAAAGACUCGUAUUGCUAAAGAUAUCGAUCUUGGUAGUGAAGCGGACCUUGAUGGGCAGGAGGUGGUUUUACCUGGGCUGGACCAGAAAGAUGAGAAAAGCUUUGAAAUGGUCCAAAAGAUUAUUGAAGCUAGACAAAUUGAGAAAUUGAAAGUGGAGCAAUGUAAGCUGUACCUGAGGAAGAAUGGGUUGAGAUUGACUGGCAAUAAAGACACACUCAUUCAGCGGAUUAAGGAGCAUUUAGAGAUUUUGAAUGGUGAAGGUGAGAAGAAGUACCCAGCAUCUAGCUUUGUUUUGAAUUGUAAAGGGGAUGCAUGCACUAGCGAUGUUGUCAUGUUUGAACAAAAUGUUUAUGAAAUAUUUGACAUAGCUUCUAGGAGUGGAAGAGGCCCUCCAUGUGGCACAAGGAUUGUUGCAGGCCGAAUUGUUAAAGAAAGCUAUGGCGCUGCUAAACAGCAGCACACAUUUACAAUUGAGGUACUCUGGAGCAAGGGUGAAAAACCACUCCCUCCACUUCAUCCCCUUCUAAUUAAGGGUCGGAACCUUUACAGGUUGAAAACUUUGAGACAGAGAUGGGAAGAUGAAGGGGAGAGGCAGAAAGUUCUGAUGGAAAAGCACACAAGAGGAUCUCUUGCUAGGACUGCUAAAGAAGCACGGGUCCAAGAGAAGGACAUGAGAAAAAUGCUCAAGAGAAAUAGGGUUUCAAGAAAGGAGGAACCAAAAAAGAACCAGUCUCAGUUUAACUCAACCUCAGUGCAUAAAACAUCAGUUCAACCUCAGCAAUCUGGUUCACUUGUUAACUCAGCAAACCUACAUCAACUAGUUGGUAUAUCAGUUCAUUCAGGAAAUACGAAAGUGUGUGCUCAGCAAUUGGGAUUGUUUACUGAUUUAUCAAGAGACCCUUCAUUAAAACCAGCAACUCAAAUUCACCAAUCAGGGUUUGUUGUCUAUUCACAAAAUCCAGCAACUCAACCUCCAGCUCCAAAGUCAGGUUUUUUUGUUGAUUCCAGAAAGGUGACAAUUCAACCUCAACUGACAAAGAAUACUACAAUGCAAGAUAGGUAUUUCAACCAAGCUUCUCAGAAAUUGAAUGAGAGUAGGAAUUCAAACAACACAGAA